Suricata suricatta (meerkat) is the source of this 2904-nucleotide messenger RNA. It is a transcript of the gene MYO1H, whose product is annotated as myosin IH. Gene Ontology annotation, cellular component: myosin complex; plasma membrane; vesicle. The record is from RefSeq and is a predicted model, not a curated record. NCBI's taxonomy places the organism in Eukaryota, Metazoa, Chordata, Mammalia, Carnivora, Herpestidae. The coding region runs from base 1 to 2904 and encodes 967 amino acids. Gene Ontology annotation, biological process: actin filament organization; vesicle transport along actin filament. The transcript has 31 exons. Gene Ontology annotation, molecular function: actin filament binding; ATP binding; microfilament motor activity.
AUGGAAAGCACACUGACGGCCCGGGACAAAGUCGGGGUACAGGAUUUCGUGCUGUUGGAUGCCUACACCAGCGAGUCUGCGUUUCUGGACAAUCUUCGAAAGCGUUUCAGCGAGAACCUCAUCUAUACCUAUAUUGGGACCCUCCUUGUUUCUGUGAAUCCGUACCAGGAGCUUGGAAUCUACACUGUGAGCCAGAUGGAACUUUAUCAAGGUGUCAAUUUCUUUGAACUGCCACCACAUCUCUACGCCAUAGCUGACAACGCUUUUGGAAAUGCCCAAACGCUCCGGAAUGACAACUCGAGCAGAUUUGGAAAAUAUAUGGACAUCCAGUUUGACUAUAAGGGCAUCCCCGUAGGCGGGCAUAUCAUCAGUUACCUGAUAGAAAAGUCUCGAGUUGUCUAUCAAAACCAGGGUGAGAGGAACUUCCACAUCUUCUACCAGCUGCUGGAGGGAGGCGAUGAGAAACUCCUUGCUUACCUUGGACUUGAGCGGGACCCCCAGCUGUAUAAAUACCUCUCACAGGGUCAUUGUGCCAAAGAGUCGUCUAUUAAUGACAAGAAUGACUGGAAAACUGUUUCCAGUGCCUUUUCGGUCAUCGACUUUACAGAAGAUGACCUCGAGAAUCUCUUUGGAAUUCUUGCCAGCGUCCUACACCUGGGGAACAUCUGUUUUGAAGAGAAUCACCAAGGCUGUGCCACCGUUCCAGACGCCCAUGAGAUCAAAUGGAUUGCCAAGCUCCUGGGGGUCCACCCAUCCAUCCUUCUGGAAGCUCUCACCCAUAGAAAGAUUGAAGCCAAAAAUGAAGAGGUAAUAUGCCCGUUGACACUGGAACUCUCUGUCUACGCCAGAGAUGCCAUGGCGAAGGCCGUGUACGGACGGACGUUUACUUGGCUGGUCAACAAGAUCAACUCCUCCUUAGCGAACAAGGAUCUCACCAAGAAGACUGUGAUUGGAUUGCUGGAUAUCUAUGGGUUUGAGGUCUUCGACAAGAAUGGUUUUGAACAAUUCUGCAUCAAUUAUUGCAAUGAGAAACUCCAGCAGCUGUUAAUUGAGAGGACGCUUAAGGCGGAACAGGCAGAAUAUGAAAUGGAAGGCAUAGAGUGGGAGCCAAUUCAGUAUUUCAACAACAAGAUCAUCUGUGAUUUGGUGGAAGAGAGGCACAAGGGUAUCAUUUCCAUUCUGGAUGAAGAAUGUAUCCGUCCUGGUCCCGCUACAGACUUGAGUUUCCUGGAGAAACUGGAAGAGAAAGUAGGCAAGCACGCACACUUCCAAACCCGGAAGCUGGCAGGGCCAAAGGGCCGAAAGAGGAUUGGCUGGAUGGAGUUCCGGCUCUUCCAUUACGCAGGGGAGGUCACAUACUGCACCAAAGGCUUCUUGGAAAAAAACAAUGAUCUCCUCUACAGACAUCUGAAAGAAGUGCUCUGCAGGUCCAAAAACCGCAUCCUGAAGGAAUGCUUCCUAGUAGCUGAGUUAGAAAACCGGAGAAGGCCACCAACGGUGGGGACUCAGUUUAAAAACAGCCUGAGCAGCCUUCUGGAAAUUCUCAUCUCUAAGGAACCUUCAUAUAUCCGUUGCAUCAAGCCCAAUGAGAGGAAAGAACCCAGAAAGUUUGACGACCUGCUCAUAAGGCAUCAGAUCAAGUACCUGGGGCUGAUGGAGCACCUGCGCGUGAGACGGGCCGGCUUUGCCUACAGGCGGAAAUAUGAGCACUUCUUGCAAAGGUACAAGUCCUUGUGCCCAGACACCUGGCCGCACUGGCACGGGCCUCCAGCAGAGGGCGUGGCACGGCUGAUCCAGUACAUUGGCUACACGCCUGAGGAGUACAAGUUAGGGAGAACCAAAAUAUUCAUUCGUUUCCCCAGAACUCUGUUUGCUACCGAAGAUGCCUUUGAAUUUAGUAAACAUCAAUUAGUUGCAAGAAUCCAAGCCACGUACAAAGCCUGCCUAGAAAGGAGAGCGUACGUGAGAAAGAGACACGCAGCCAUCAGACUUGAAGCCCACUGGCGCGGGGCCCUGGCUCGGAAGCUGGCCAAAAGGAGAAAGUGGGCUGUGCGGACCGUAAGAAAGUUCAUAAAGGGAUUCAUCAACCGCAACAAGCCCCUCUGCCCAGACAACGAGGAGUUUAUCGUGUUCGUGCGGAAGAAUUACAUCUUGAAUCUUCGGUAUCACGUCCCAAAGAACGUCUUGGACAAGAGCUGGCUGAGGCCUCCUGGCAUCUUAGAAAACGCCUCGGAUCUCCUCAGGAAAAUGUGCACAAGGAACCUGGUUCGGAAGUACUGUCGUGGGAUCACGGCCGAGAGGAAAGCACUGAUGGAGCAAAAGGUGGUUACAAGUGAACUAUUCCGGGGGAAGAAAGAAGGCUAUGCAGAGGCCUUAAACCAGCCCUUUGCCCACAGUCGGAUCGAUGAAGGAGACAUAAAUCCCAAAGUACUUCAGCUCAUCAGCCAUGAGAAAAUCCAGUACGGUAUCCCGGUCAUUAAAUAUGACAGGAAGGGCUUUAGGGCGCGGCAGCGACAGCUCCUCCUCACGCAGAAAGCAGCUUACGUGGUGGAACUUGCCAAAAUCAAGCAGAAAAUAGUGUACUCAACACUCAAAGGUGUCUCUACUAGCAGCCUCAGUGACGGAAUCUUGGUCAUUCACGUUUCACCAGAGGACAACAAACAAAAGGGGGAUGCCGUCUUACAGUGUGAACACGUAUUCGAAGCCGUUACUAAGCUCAUCAUGCUGGCGAAGAGGGGGAACAUUGUCAGUGUUGUUCAGGGGAGUUUACAGUUUUAUAUUAGCCCUGGAAAAGAAGGCACGAUCGUGUUCGACACGGGACCGGAAGAACAAAUCUAUAAAGCUAAAAACGGACAGUUAACAGUGGCUGGGCUGGGCCUCUCCACCGUCCUCACCGGCAAGUAG